AUGCAAGAAGUAGUGUCUCGGCAGAGAAUCGAGUUGAAUCAACCUGGGAAGGUGGAUGUGAAGAUAAAUGUGGUUAUAAACAACGAGCAGCGUGUUUGCAGAGCUUCAAGUCAACACGUCUUCUUUCCUGAUCCGGACAGCUACGAUCCCUCAGCACUCUCGUCAGACAACUUUGAGUAUUUCUGCCGUAACGAGUGCGUGAACUACAACGCGUGCGCUUCUUGUAGUGUAUGCGAAAAAUUUUCACCACUCGCUCCUUUCUCGUCUUUAUCUGAGAACGAGAGUGCCGACAGCGUCCAUUCAGGAUUAAGAUUCCCUUUCAGCGCUCAGCAAGACAAUCUCCCGGGUCACAACGCCAUUGACGGUGAUAACCGUCCAUACUCUCCUAUACCGGAUUCUUCCCACCCUUGGGAUGAGACUCAGCAGCGGUCAUCCUACAACUCGAUACUCGUCGAAACAACACCAGAAAUUCAGCAACAGCCCUACGACUCAACCUUGGCCAAGACAAGAGCAGAUUCUCAAGACGGUGGCACCUCUCGCCACCGUUGUAAUGAAUGCAAUCAGAGCUUUGCUGACAAAAACGGCUUGAAGCGUCAUGUCAAAACCAUACAUAGCCCGGCGCAAUGGGUCUGUACUGUCGCGGGUUGUCGCAAAUUUGGUAAAGCAGUCUCUAGGAAGGAUGAUUUCAGGCGGCACUGCAAGACGAGACACCCUACGGUGAAUCUCGAACAAUUUGGUCUCUGA
Messenger RNA from Lachnellula hyalina, 744 nucleotides. RefSeq lists its product as uncharacterized. Lineage: Eukaryota; Fungi; Ascomycota; Leotiomycetes; Helotiales; Lachnaceae. The coding region runs from base 1 to 744 and encodes 247 amino acids. The record is from RefSeq and is a predicted model, not a curated record. The transcript has 2 exons.